AAUUAAAACCCAUCUCGAUCUGGUGCGGUGGCCGCCCCCGUCGCCACUCUUUCCGGCCAAGCUCCCCACUCCCGACGAUGCGGCACCUCCUCCUCUCCCGCCUCCUCCGCCGCGCCCCCUCCCCCUCCCACCCCCACCACCACCUCCAGCUCAUCCGCGCCCUCUCCUCCCCCUCCUCCCCGCUCCCCUCCUCCGACGCCGACCUCCGCAAGUACGCCGGCUACGCGCUCCUCGUCCUCGGCUGCGGCGCCGCCACCUACUACUCCUUCCCCUUCCCGGCCGAUGCUCUCCACAAGAAGGCCGUCCCCUUCAAGUACGCGCCGCUCCCCGACGACCUCCACACCGUCUCCAACUGGAGCGGCACGCACGAGGUCCACACCCGCGUCCUCCUCCAGCCCGACUCCAUCCCGGCCCUCCAGGACGCGCUCUCCACCGCCCACAGGGAGCGCCGCAGGCUCCGGCCCGUCGGCUCCGGGCUCUCCCCCAACGGCCUCGGCCUCUCCCGGGCCGGCAUGGUCAACCUCGCGCUCAUGGACAAGGUGCUCCACGUCGACGCCAAGAAGAAGACCGUCACGGUGCAGGCGGGGAUACGCGUCGCCGAGCUCGUCGAUGCGCUCCGGGAGCAUGGCCUCACCCUGCAGAACUUCGCCUCCAUCCGGGAGCAGCAGGUCGGCGGCAUCAUCCAGGUUGGCGCCCAUGGCACUGGCGCAGGAUUGCCUCCAAUUGAUGAGCAGGUUAUUAGCAUGAAACUCGUUACUCCUGCCAGAGGGACAUUGGAGUUAUCGAGGGAGAAAGAUCCCGACUUGUUUUAUCUUGCCCGCUGUGGACUUGGUGGCCUAGGAGUCGUUGCAGAAGUUACUCUUCAGUGUGUAGAAAGGCACCAACUUGUUGAGCAUACCUUUGUUUCUAAUGCAGAUGAGAUCAAGAAAAACCACAAGAAAUGGCUGUCUGAAAACAAACAUAUCAAGUACUUGUGGAUUCCAUAUACUGAUACAGUUGUUGUUGUCCAAUGUAAUCCUCCUUCAAAAAGGAAAACUCCAAAGUUGACAUCAAAAUAUGGAAAAGAUGAAGCCCUUCAGCAUGUUCGUGACCUUUAUCGAGAGUCACUCAAGAAAUAUAGAACUGAAGCAGAAAGUAAAGACCCAUUGAUUGAUCAACUAUCAUUUACUGAAUUGAGAGAUCAACUGCUUGCCCUUGAUCCUCUGGAUAAAGAUCAUGUGAUCAGGAUUAAUAAAGCAGAAGCUGAAUACUGGAAGAAAUCUGAGGGAUAUCGCAUGGGCUGGAGUGAUGAAAUACUAGGUUUUGAUUGUGGUGGUCAGCAGUGGGUGUCUGAAACCUGCUUCCCUACUGGAACUCUAGCGAAACCAAGUAUGAAGGAUCUAGAUUAUAUGGAGGAAUUGCUACAGUUGAUUGAGAAGGAAGAUAUACCUGCGCCUGCACCAAUUGAGCAGCGUUGGACUGCCCGCAGCAGGAGUCCCAUGAGCCCAGCAUCAAGCUCCGAAGAAGAUGAAAUAUUUUCAUGGGUUGGUAUAAUAAUGUAUUUACCAACAUCGGACCCUCGCCAAAGGAAGGACAUUACCGAGGAGUUCUUCAACUACAGAAGUCUGACACAAACUAGUCUCUGGGAUGAUUAUUCUGCAUAUGAACACUGGGCCAAAAUUGAGGUUCCAAAGGACAAGGAUGAACUUGCUGAACUGCAGGUUAGGUUGCGGAAGCGUUUCCCUGUUGACAUAUAUAACAAGACACGCAUGGAGCUGGACCCUAACAAGGUUCUCUCGAGUGUGAAGCUAGACAAGAUGUUCCCAGGGACACGGACUGUCCAACAUGCAAAGUAAAGGUGUUUUGACUAAUGACAUACCGAAGGCAAAACACUUUCCCUCCUGGAGAAAUGUAAUAUGUAGCUUUUUUUUGCCCCAUGGAGAAAUGUACUCUUCCAAGUUCGAUUAUGUCGUUGAUGCUUGAUCAAAACUAGAAACUGCCAUUCUGCUCCGUCGGUGGUUUACAUGACUAUGCACACUUGCUGCAGAGUUAAUUUCUUUGUAGAACUUGCUCUGUUGGUAGAGAACUAGAGAUAGACUUUUCGUGCCCAUGGUGAAGCGCUUGUUGCCGGAGGCUUAUUUCCUUGAUUCAGGCUGAUGAACCUGUGCUUCUUAAGAUACUGUCAUCCAUUGUUGUACCAAGUGCAAUGCUGAUGAAAAUUUGGCAGUUGAAAUAAAUUAUGAAAUGAAGAACAAAUUGAAUGGAGUGAA
Molecule: messenger RNA, 2249 nt
Organism: Lolium perenne
Lineage: Eukaryota; Viridiplantae; Streptophyta; Magnoliopsida; Poales; Poaceae
Product: L-galactono-1,4-lactone dehydrogenase 2, mitochondrial
Cellular component (GO): membrane
Molecular function (GO): FAD binding; galactonolactone dehydrogenase activity; D-arabinono-1,4-lactone oxidase activity
Source: RefSeq, a predicted model, not a curated record